AUGGAUUUCAAUACAUUUACGCAUACAGGAAACUUUGUUGAUCUACUUCAUAGUCAACAAAGUAUUUCUUUUCCUAACUAUGAAGAUAUCUCGACUCAGUCUUCAUCUCAACUUCCUUUUGUUGGUUGUGCCAAUGUUGGUGAGAAGCGGGAACGAAAGACGUGGACUCCUACUGAUGAUAUUCUGCUGAUCAGCUCGUGGCUCAACACGAGCAAGGAUCCAAUUGUUUCCAACGAGCAAAAAUCAAACAACUUCUGGAAGAGAGUUACAACCUAUUUUGCAGCAAGUCCGAAGGCAGCUGGGUCCAAGGAGAGAACGGAUAAUAAUUGUAAGCAGCGACGGUUCGGGGGUGUUACAAGCAGUGGUUGCAAUGAGAAUGAUGUCCUCAAAAGAGCUCAUGAGAUUUUCUUCAAUAACCAUAAGAAGAAAUUCACUUUGGAGCAUGCUUGGAAGGAAUUGCGAAACGACCAGAAGUGGUGUGAAGUGUCAAGUGCUAAAAAGGCAGGAACCUCUAGGAAAAGGAAGUGUGAAGACGGUGCAGACUCAUCGGCCUCUCAACCAUCUGAAAACAAGCGUCCCGCGGGUGUUAAAGCAUCAAAGGCCGCUGGGAAGAAGACUAUGAGUGAAGAGAAUUCAGUUAAUCGGUUUCAAAGUAUGAAUCGGUUUCAAAGUAUGCGGGACAUUAAACAGAAGGAGUUGGAAGUGAAGGAAAGGUUGUCAAAGAUGAGUAUACUUGACUCUCUUAUUGCAAAGAAAGAACCUGUAGCUGACUAUGAAGAAGCCCUCAAGAAGAAGUUCAUCAGUGAAGACAAGGUGAAGACAGUGUCACGGAGUGGAGCAAUCAGAAUCACUGCCUUUGUAGUAUCUGGAGUCUUGUGUCACGUUGUCUCUGUUUCAAGACAGUAUCACGGAGUGGAGUAA
Messenger RNA from Brassica oleracea var. oleracea, 921 nucleotides. RefSeq names its product glutathione S-transferase T3-like. The record is from RefSeq and is a predicted model, not a curated record. Lineage: Eukaryota; Viridiplantae; Streptophyta; Magnoliopsida; Brassicales; Brassicaceae. The coding region runs from base 1 to 921 and encodes 306 amino acids. The transcript is spliced from 3 exons.